CUGCGAGGGUGAACGGAAGUGACAUACCUACAUACUUUCAUUUUGCGAGUGCAAGAAAAAGAGGCGACAAACAAUCGCGGGCCACAUUUCCUGAACAUAUUUGUUUGCUCGUUUACAUAGUAAAGUAUCAACUGAGAUUAUCACAUGGCAUUGACUUUGAAAAAGCCCCGCACUAUGACAAUCGUCGUGCUACCCUGCAUCGUCAUGUUAAUCUUCUGCUUCGCCGAUUGCGCGGCUGGAUCUUGUCUAAGCUAUGGGCAUUCUUGUUGGGGAGCGCACGGAAAGCGCAGCGAUGCACCUACCAUGCGCAUCCUGACAGCCAAGACUUUGUUGAGCGGAUCUCCGCAAAACAACAUUGCGCAUUCCUCUAAGGCGCAGUGGACUUUAUCCCGUUUGAUUACUGGACAACUCGUAUUACCGUUGACGGAUAAAUAUCCUAUUAAAUGGAAUGAUUUCUCUAAGGAUAAAAUAAUGAUCCCAUCAAAAUGGGACACGGUAUCAAUGAAUGGUGAUAGCACUGUACCAAUCAGCAUUCCAAUUAACAACGAAAACGAAAACAAACGGAAAAUCAGCAACGCACAAGGUAUAAUGCGUAGUAUGAACGAAAAAUUUGAAAAUUCUAUUCCAGAAAUCUUGCUAGUUCCAUCUGGUGAAUACGAGAUGCCAAUUAAUAAUCAAAAGUUAGACAUGUUCCAAUUUCUGAACGAGAAGAAUGGAAAUACGAAAUAAACGAAAUGUAAAAGACUGCAAGAUAUAGUGACGAAAAAGAAUUUUCGAAAAAAACAGAUCUUACAAUCAAAGUAAUAAUAUAAUAAUUCUCUGUAGAAAC
Messenger RNA from Nylanderia fulva, 829 nucleotides. It is a transcript of the gene CCHa1, whose product is annotated as neuropeptide CCHamide 1. NCBI's taxonomy places the organism in Eukaryota, Metazoa, Arthropoda, Insecta, Hymenoptera, Formicidae. The record is from RefSeq and is a predicted model, not a curated record.